AAACCGCCAAAAUCUUGAAAUCGCUGUGCCGAUCCCGUCGCUAUCUCUCUCUCUCUCACACACACACACACACACACAGAGCAUUGGAUUAGGGUUCCGCCCCCAAUCCGACCGUCGCCGAUGGCCGAAGACUUAACCGCCAGCGAAGAAAACCUCGACCGUCCCCAAGAAAUAAACGCCACUAGCGACGACAAGCCAUCUGAUACCGCCCCCUCCGACACUGGCCCGGAAGCCACAUCGCCGCCGCCUCCGCUGCCGCCGCGACGAGGAAUCCGAGACCGUGAACGUGACUCUAGAGAGCGGCGCGACGAUCGGGACUCUGACCGACCGCCGCGGCGUGACUACUAUGACCGCAAUCGAUCGCCGCCGCCACCGCGCGAGAGGGAUUUUCAUAAGCGGGGCCGGCUGAGUCCCAGUCCUCCUCCUCCAUCCUAUAGAGACCGACGCGGGGGAGGUCCGUAUUCUCCGCCUCCGAGAAGAUCGCCGCCAAUUCCUCCGUAUAAGCGAAGGAGGGAUGAUGGUUACGACGGAAGGAGAGGGAGCCCUAGAGGAGGACAUGGGCGAGGCGACCGAAGGUUUGGAUAUGAUUACCCUGGUGGAUAUGAGCGUGAAAAUGGCGGUAGACCUGGUUAUCCUGAUGAAAGGCCUCAUGGUCGAUAUAUGGGCCGUGGAUCUGGUGGCUAUCAAGAUUGGGAUUCUGGUCGUAGUGGUUUCGCUGACGCUUUCAAUUUGAGGGGAGCCCAGAGGGAAGGAAUGAUGUCUUAUAAGCAAUUCAUUCAGGAGCUUGAAGAUGAUAUACUGCCAGCUGAAGCAGAGCGCAGGUAUCAAGAGUACAAGACAGAGUAUAUAUCAACCCAGAAAACAAAUUUCUUUAAUGCACAUAAGGAUGAAGAGUGGUUAAAAGACAAAUAUCACCCAACAAACUUGCUUGCUGUCAUUGAAAGGAGGAAUGAACUUGCGCAAAAAUUGGCGAAGGACUUUCAGGCUGAUCUCCAGAGUGGGAAUUUGGAUUUAGGUCCUGGUUUUAAUCCUUCCUCAUUGAACAAAGCAGAACAGUCCAGCGACCCUAAGUCUGAUGAUGAAGAAAAUGCGGGUGGCAAAAGAAAGCAGCCUGGUCGAAGUGGUGCCAAAGAUUCUGAUCAUUCGUCCGCCCCAAAAGCUCAUCCAGUCUGUUCUGAGCCGAAAAGAAUUCUGAUCGAUAUUGAACAAGCACUUGCUCUUGUACAGAAACUGGACACAGAAAAAGGAAUCGAAGAUAAUGUCUUAUUUCGAGCCGAGAAUGAUAGAAUGAGCAGAGAUAAGUCUCAUGGAAGUUCAAGUGGUCCAGUCGUUAUCAUACGAGGUUUAACUACGGUCAAAGGUCUUGAGGGUACUGAGCUUCUGGACACCCUUCUCACUUACCUCUGGCGCAUUCAUGGAGUUGAUUAUUACGGAUUGGUUGAAUCAAAUGAAGCCAAAGGUCUACGACAUGUUAGAGUGGAGGUCAAGAAUUCUGACGCGAUUGCUAAUGCGAAUGAUUGGGAGAAUAAAUUAAAUUCUCAUUGGCAAGAGAGGCUGAAGGGUUCAGAUCCUCUGGAAAUAAUGACGGGAAAGGAGAAGAUAGAUGCUGCUGCUAAUGAAGCUUUGAAUCCUCAUGUGCGUAAAAUUAGGGAUGAAAAAUACGGGUGGAAGUUUGGAUGUGGGGCGAAAGGUUGUACAAAGCUCUUUCAUGCUGCCGAGUUUGUGCAUAAACAUUUAAAGUUGAAACACCCGGAACUCGCGGUUGAGUUGACGACAAAAGUGCGCGAAGAGUUGUAUUUGCAGAACUACAUGAAAGAUGAAAAUGCACCUGGAGGGAAACCUGUCAUGCAGCCAUCUUUGAAGGAGAAGCUACUAAGACGUAGGCCUGGCCCAGAUAAUAAUAAUAGAAUGAAUAACGAAAGAGGUGAUCGUAAUUACCGUGCCAAUGGAAAUGAACACUUUGACAGGCCUGAGAAUUCGCAAUCUGGGGAUUUUGCUAAUCAAGAUGGUGCUUCUGGGAACAAUGCAGAUGAUCCAAUGUAUGAUUCAUUUGGUGGGCAAGGCAUUCCUCUUACUUACGCUUCGGAUGUACCUCCUCCAGUGCUAAUGCCUGUUCCUGGUGCUGGUCCUAUGGGACCUUUCGUUCCCGCACCUCCUGAAGUUGCUAUGCAAAUGAUGCGAGACAGAGGAGGAGGCCCUUCUCCGUUUGAAGGGGGCAGAAACGGACCUUCCCCAAUUAUUGCAUUGCCCCCAAGACAUCGACAGGAUCCUCGGAGUCUACGAAGCUAUAAUGACCUGGAUGCUCCAGACGACGAAGUCACAGUUAUAGAUUACAGGAGUUUGUAAGUGCUCGGUUCUUUUCAGUCAUCCUCUUUUAAAAAGCAGCAACAGUUCCCACAAUUAUAGGGCCUGUCAAGACGCAAGCAGAUAUUUGUUGAGUUUUGCCGUAAGAUUCUUUCCUCGCUGAGCGACGACGACCGAUUUGUAAAUUAGUUGCAAAUCAAAACAUGAAGUUCAGUGAGAUCAUCAUACUUCUGGACUUGCGUUUCUAUUGUUAUUUGAUUUUUGAAAGAAAUUUUUUUAUUUUGUGGAAGCAGAGUAAUAUGAAGGUUUAUUGUUGGAUGACUUGAUAUAGGAAAUAAGAAAAUUAAAUAGACGAUGGAUUUAUUAUGGCUAAUUGUUGUCAAUCGAGUUUUUUAAGACAUCUUAAAAUCCAAGUGUUCGGUCGGAUGGAUUUGUGGCCAACUGCACUACAUAAAUGAUUGGUUUGUGAAGAUGUAAUGUCAGAAUAACACAAACAGUUUGAAAUAUGUGUAACACAAGCAUUCUA
Molecule: messenger RNA, 2830 nt
Organism: Erythranthe guttata (spotted monkey flower)
Lineage: Eukaryota; Viridiplantae; Streptophyta; Magnoliopsida; Lamiales; Phrymaceae
Product: serrate RNA effector molecule
Biological process (GO): mRNA processing; primary miRNA processing
Cellular component (GO): nuclear body
Source: RefSeq, a predicted model, not a curated record